Molecule: messenger RNA, 2814 nt
Organism: Megalobrama amblycephala (Wuchang bream)
Lineage: Eukaryota; Metazoa; Chordata; Actinopteri; Cypriniformes; Xenocyprididae
Product: transmembrane protein 125
Exons: 3
Coding region: 1584-2255 (223 amino acids)
Source: RefSeq, a predicted model, not a curated record
CAUAAACACUGGUCAUGCUAGGGUUUCCGGUUAAACAGCAAACAGAGCAGGUAACGAUUUCCAGGUAGGAGCAUUUUGUCACGCAGACGAUACUUGAAACGCGGCGCAGCUUGAGCAAACAAACAGAAAAUUGUUUUGUGUUUUUAAUUGGCGUCUUUUAACGUUAGACCUUUGGACUAGAAGCUUCUUAUCGCUGCAGGUGUCCCACUGGAGGGGAGCGGCGAGGUCACACACACACUCCCCAGCUGAACUACAAGCUCCGCGAGCAGAGUAGCAAUGAGAGGAGAGACCACUCCUCCGAGCGGAGGGCAAAAGUCCGGGCUGAACGAGCACUGCACCUGCAACGCCAUUCGCGAUGACAACCUGAUACGGUCUGGAUUACUGAGCGAGACUUACAUUAAACUUGACGUCUCUUUUAGCUGAGCGCGUUUCCCCUCUCAGACAUAUCGGCUGUACGUUUCUUGCCGUGUAUAUUAGUGGCUGAUGUGGUUCGGGAUGGUGUGCUGCCUGCCAGAGCAUCACAGAUAGUGACCUGUUUCCUCCUGGCCUGGAGAAGGACUCAGAGACUUGCUCCAUUGUUUUUGUCUAGCAACCAGGCAGAGAAGAGUAUGCUAGACAAGGCAUCAGCUGUUGUAUGGUGACCGGAGACAAGACAAGAGCCUGCUUUAUGAACGCUUCUUUUGCAGAUACAUCAGAGACGUGCAGUCAGAGAUACAACAGUGUACCGCUUGACUAGAGAAUGAAUAGUGCGCUUGGCCUGCCACAAUGCUCAGCAUUCACACCUGUCGGGAAAGAUGCCGUUUGCUCUAAAUCUUCAAGAAAACCACCAAGCUUCAAUAGCCAACAGCAACAUGAGCUAAGAAAGAGGAGGAGGAACACUGUCAAGAUGCUACUAAAGCUGAACACCUCUGUCCUGGUUUGUGGAUCACUCAUGCACUGACAGCCAGGGACAUUUUGCCUAUGAAAUAACCUCAGAGAGACCUUGCAGGCAAACUGACUGUGGACUGUUUUUUAAAUUGAGGGCUAAGUUGGACGGCUGUCCAGCCCCAAGGCCACUACACUGACAGAUCAGCCAUUUAGAAGGUUUUUCCAUCGAUACCAUGUCAGCCUAAAGGAAUCUGACUAAUAAUAAUUACAAAUACUUUAAAACUAACAACUGCGUCUUGCACACUUUCAGUUUUCCGGUUAGCCUGGUUGUGUUCAUGCAGGCAGUCUUAUAAAUAUACUCUGGAGUCUGGACUGCACCUGUCAGUGACAUCACAAAACUAAAGAGGAAAACUUCCCAAGGAGCCACUGCAAAUCAAAACUGAAAGUCAGUAUAUUAUUAGAAAUGAUUUCUUUUUAAGUAUAAGCUAAGGUGAAGGACACAAAUAAUAAGCAAGUCCCAACCCUGAGGUGAUAUAGAAUAUUUCCUUGCUGUCUUUUCUCUCUCCACCCUCUGUUGGGGAAAUGACUGAAAGUGAAUGCACCAGUGAAUGAUAAACUGCUCUGCCACUACUUUAUACAGUAAUUCUUUAGGGAACUCUAGCCAGGUGUCCUCUCACGGUUGGGACCAGUCCUGAGCACCAUUAGCAGUGAACAUCAUGUCAGAACUGGAGGACUAUUCCCCUCCGAGGGGCCACCCCCAUCCUGACCCGGCUCGCAUCCAGCAGAACCUCCUGGAGGAGCAGGUGGAGCUCUGGUGGUUCAGUGAGCCACGCAAAUCAUUAUUAUGCUAUUGCGCUUCAGUGGCCUUGAUCUUAGGCUGCGGCCUGGGCGGCGUAGGCCUCCUUUCCACCACCACCAGUCUUUCCAGCGAGUGGCGGCUGGGCGCCGGAACCACUCUUUGCCUUCUCGCUCUGGCCGUCCUCCUAAAGCAGCUGCUGAGCUCCGCUGUCCAGGACAUGAACUGCGUGCGUAGCAGGCGCCGGAUCAACAUGCUAAAAAGUGGCGGUUUAUCUGACGUCCUCAUCAUGUUGAUCACGGGAACAUCUCUGCUCAUCUGUGGGGCUGUGCUCCUAGACGUGGCCUUGGCCUACCACAUGCCCAAACCCGGCAAGGCACUGAAUGAUAUGUAUAUAUCUGGGUUGGUGAUGCUGGUGGUUGGGAGUUUCACAGUGUUAGCGGUUAGCGUUUAUGCCGCAGCAGCUUUUCUCUUAGAGAGGACAGGGCCAGGACAGAGACGGUGGGAGAGGACAGUGGGGAUCUUCAGCAUUUCAGGCCAGAUGCAGGCAAGGAGAAGAGAGACUGCUUCGAGUCUGGCCCAACUGAUAUAACUGGGACUGCAAAAUAAAUACGCCAUUCUUUCACUGAACAUGAACUAAAAUGCUCUCAAAGAAACUUUGCACCUAUUAAACUAAGGCACAAAUCACAUGUGACAUUUACAAUUGCAUUUCACAAACAAACUGAUUUAUAUUUUGGCUCAAGGUUUUAGGCAUUAAAUCUUUGAGGGUAUAAGCACAAACAUCUUUUACAUGCUUCAUUCCAAUAAGGUACAGUUAAAAGUACUGAAAAAGCACAAAAACAAUCUAAAGAUUGAUCUUCAAUGAAUUGAUUUUAGGUAAAACAUGCUGCUUUCUCUUCAUUGCUAUUGGACAACUACAUUAUGUGUGCGUGCGCCCUUGAUGGCUUUAUUUAUGCGGGAAAAGGUGAGCAUACCAAGCGGUUGUCCAUCUGAGGAUGUCUUCAGUGGCUCUGAUGUGUGUAUGUGUGUGUGUUUGUGUGUGUGAGUGAGUGAAUUGACCAGCUGUGUCAUUUUGCAUGCCUGUGAUUUUACACUACAAUCUGUGCAGGCGAAGCUAUGGAUCAAAUAAAGGAUCAGAUUGUCAAUAUGGA